GAGAACAAGUAGCCUUAUUAACGUCACCAGUAUAAUGAUUAAAUCAUUUCAACUACGGAAAUGAUCUGUGUAGUACCCGUGGUUCCCUUGCUGAAAGAAUAUGGAAAUAACCUGAUAACAUAAUAUUAACUAAAUCAUAAACUAUUUGCUUACUCUAAUGAUGAAAUAUAUUCGUUUUGCACACAACUAUUUGCGUUUUUGCUACACGUGAUGGUUUAUUUAAUACGUCCUCACAACCCCAGAAACAACCUGGGAACACUUCCUUGUGACGUACGUGCCACAGGCGCGUGGUGAAGGACAUGCUAUAUCUUGGAUUUUUGUUCUGAUCAUGAAAUGAAACUUAUUUUAAAUUGCAAAAUUCUGAAGGAUUGUAUGUGAAGGAUUAUAUAAUUUUAGUGAGGGAAUAAAUAUAUCUUCCGUGCAAUUUGACUACGGGUUUUCUUGGUUUUGUGCUUUGUUGCAUCUUUGCUCCAUAGGUUAGGUUACAUGAUGUGAGACAUGAGAACGGCCGGUUUGAAUGAGGGAUGACCGUGACUGUCAGUGGUUGUGCAUAACAUUAUUUAUUGUGAAUAUGUUUAGAAGUAAGACAGUGGGGUAUAUUCUUUUUGUUUCAUAACGUGAAAAUAUCCGUACCUAACGUUCCGUUCACUAUUGAUUUGUGAGUUGCGCUUCUAAUCAACAUGGCUGCAGAUAAUGAUGAACCCAUAUCUGACCAAGAGAAAGUUCGAAUUGUGACAAAUUUUAUAUUGCAUUCUCCUCCUGGGGAGUUUAAUGAGGUUUUUAAUGAUGUGCGGGUGCUAUUAAAUAAUGACACUGUCUUAAAAGAAGAGGUUUCCUAUGCUUUCAAGCAGUACAACAAAGAACAAUUGACACCUGUCAUGUUGGAGAGGUCAGAGCAUAAAACUCUUAUUACUGAGCACAAUGAACUUGGAGGAGACAGAUUCUUUGAUGAUAGAUCAAAGCAAAGCUUUCGAUACGAUGACUUGAAGAAAGAGGCAUCAGACUAUUUGCCCUGGACACCAGACCCAGUGGCAGAGCCUUGGCGGUCAGCAUUGGAAGCCGAGCUUGAUGCGUACACCUUGAAUCACUACAGGCAUGGAGCCUGCAGUGUUUUUGGAAAAAACCAAGGCAAUGCCAUUGCACUCAUAGCCUGUAUUGAAGAUCAUCAAUUUCAACCAAAUAACUAUUGGAAUGGACGCUGGCGAUCACAGUGGAGUAUAUCAAUAAGCUUAGGUACAGCAGAACUGAAGGGUGUGCUGAAGGUACAAGUGCACUAUUAUGAGGAUGGCAAUGUGCAACUAGUAAGUUCAAAAGAAGUUAAGGAUACUGUUACCUAUGGGGAUAAACAAGGAUUAGCCAAAGAAGUUCUAAGAGCAAUUGAAAAUGCUGAAAAUGAAUACCAGUCUGCAAUCUCUGAAAAUUAUCAAACAAUGUCUGAUACAACCUUUAAAGCAUUACGGCGACAGCUACCUGUGACCCGAGCAAAAAUUGAUUGGAAUAAAAUUCUUUCAUAUAGUGUUGUUAAAGAGUUACAAGGUCAGUAGACUGUCAUCUCUUCUCGGGACUAAAUGCACCGACGCAGGGGGGAGACCUUUAGUGCCAGACUGUGAUACAAGGUCUAAUUUAUUUCUUCAGUAAUAUUUGUCAACCUUUUGUGAUGAAUGUUAUUUUAAGAAUGGUGUCUGGGUGGGUUACAGUUAUGUAAGUUUGGAUAUUUACUAACCAUAAAUAAUUAAUAAUUAAUUGUGCACAAACACACUCCUUCAUACAGCGCACACAUACACAGUUAUAAAGAAGGGGUAAUACACAUUUUGCAAACAAAUGUAUUAUAGCUUAUAUUACAGGCAGGCAAGUUAAAGAAGAUACCACUGUCUGGAGUGGUCAAAGAGAGGAAAAUGGAUUGAGAAGGGGAUAAGUGUCUUAACAACCAUCAUAAUUAUGUCAAAUGGAAUGAAAAUAAUAAAUGCUGAUAAAAGUUUGGAGCCUGGUUCAUGUACACACUUAUCGUUGGUAUCUUCUUCAAUUAACCUGAUUGCAAGUACGUUGUUACUCAAGAAACUUUGCUUCUGUGCAAAUUGUGUAGGAAUAAUGUAUUCCUAAAAUUAUUUCAUUUUUGUUUGGUAGCACAUGUUGUACCUCUCCGCGCGCGCACACACACACACACACACACACACAUUCGCACACACUAUUUAUUGAUGGUGUUGUAAAUAGUUUCCUAUGAAAAUGACAGUAAUGGAAAAAAUUGUUUGCUGUCAUUUAAGGAGUAAGUAGCAAAUAAUAUUAAUGUUGCAAUUUGUAGUUGAGGAGGGUGGUGCCCGUUUGAAGUUCUUGAUGUGCUGAUGGUGGCACUGUCUUCCAGGCCCUACUGUUUGCUUUGUUGCUCUGCAUUAAGGAGUGCAGUCCUUCCCACUUCACAGAUUGUGCACUUUUCUUCUUGUAGGCAUAAGCCACUAGAAAUGCUGUUGUUCAAUGAAACAGUAGUUGAAGGUUAAAGCUAAAGCUCAGAAGCGAAAGCACUUGGGCGUGGAUGUAGUUUCCGCUCUCUUCGUCCUCCGAGGCAAGUGCAACAGUUCCUACAAACCACCUUGGAUUGGUCUAGAGUCCACUGGAGUGGACCAUAACCCCUCAGUCUCCUUAUCCUCAGGGGCUGGCUAACCCAAGCCACCUUGGCUUCAUUACUUUAUUAUGUGUAGAAUUUCUUGAGGUAAGGUUGUUUUUAAAUUCGUGAACAAAUUUCAGUAUUACCACAUCACAAAUUUCCACUAGUGGUAACUUUGCAAGUUGUUGAAGAAGUGCUAGUGUUAAAUGGUGUGUAGGUUAGAAGGACAUCCUAUACUAGCACAAUUUCACACUGUGUAUAGGCUAUUUGCUUAUGAGUUGCCCAUGUAUAAUUUCUAUGCUGUCAGUUCUUUUUUAAGUAGAUUACAUUUGGCCAUUUCCAAGUUGGGCAUGCCUGAAACCAUCUGCUCUCCUCCCAAUUAAUGGGCUGCAGAAAUUCCCCUGAAAUUUUACAAAUUGAAGCAAAAAUUACUAUCUGCUUCGUUAAAUGUAAAGCACACUUCUUGAAAACCAGAAGAUUUUCAAAAUUAUCCCUUCAACAAACAACUUUGAUUUAGAGAUCGUGUUAAUUCUGAGAAAACUACUGUGGAUAUCCUGGAUACCAGUGACAAUAAUGAACUAUUAAUAUUUUUUAUUGGUAUAAAUUUGCAAGCUAACAUGAUGAAUAGCAAUGUGUGUAAAGAGUUAAAAGAGCUGGCUGAAACAAAUUAAUAAUUUAAAUUGUGUUGUUAUUGUUGCUGCCCAGGGAUAGUUCCUUGAUGAAAAUAUAUCAUAUGUGUAUGAUGAUUGAAACUACAUGAUGUAACUUUUUUAAAGAGUACUGCAGAAAUCUAUACCAUGGAAACAUUGCUGUUCCCUCAACUCAGGUUUUUUUCAGUGCUGUGAUAUGAACUAUGCAGACACAGUACAAUCAGAACAUUGCAACAUGCAAUAACAGAUAUGAUCAUACGUCUGGCAUUAAUAUCAAUCUUCUAUAAAGAGAACUGCAUCAAUACUAAAGCAGUGUACAUAUGACAUAGCUAGGUACAGACUUCAAAUUUAAUCGCAAAAAAAUUAAAGAAUAUUUAGCUUUCAAGAAAAUUUCAGGAUCCUUACUGUGCUUAUAUUUUUAAGAUAUUGUCUAUCUGCAUGAUUUAUCAUGACAUCUAGAUCCAUUAUAUUUGGUGUUAGUGUUAUGAUAUUUAUAAUGCUUUGGAUAAAUAAUGACGCUGGUCAUAUCAUCUUGUUCUGAGGAGCUCUCAUUAAGAAGCAUUUGCUUGCAAUGAAUGCUGUAAUGUUUAUUUAAGGGAAAUAUCAUUUUUGACAUCGGUUAUACAAAUUUUACUUUAGGUGAAAAUUCACAUCAUUUAAUUAUUGACAUUUUCUGUUCUAUGUGAUUGACUAGACUAAAGCAAAAAAGGCUACAUGGAUUAGAAAAAAAAUGUUUGUAUUAUGUACCAUUUUGUAUUUAGAUGCUUUAUUCUGCCACAUUUUUUUCGCCCAUUUCAUUUUAUUUGAAAACAUUUGUUUAUUAAAAAAAUAUAUUUCAAUUAUGAACAU
This is a messenger RNA of Gryllus bimaculatus (two-spotted cricket), 4098 nucleotides long. The record is from the annotation of a GenBank genome assembly. NCBI's taxonomy places the organism in Eukaryota, Metazoa, Arthropoda, Insecta, Orthoptera, Gryllidae.